This is a messenger RNA of Larimichthys crocea (large yellow croaker), 6060 nucleotides long. RefSeq names its product RAB, member RAS oncogene family-like 6b (gene rabl6b). Lineage: Eukaryota; Metazoa; Chordata; Actinopteri; Sciaenidae. The record is from RefSeq and is a predicted model, not a curated record. Bases 670 to 2943 code for a protein of 757 amino acids. The transcript is spliced from 17 exons. Gene Ontology annotation, molecular function: GTP binding. Gene Ontology annotation, cellular component: cytosol; nucleus.
GGUCACAGCUGCCGUUUGAUGGCACUGAGCGCAGAGGGGGAAGCUAAGCUAAUAUCUGCUGAAUGGCUAACGUUAGCUAAACAGAGCCAGCGGAUAACGUUACCCUUUAGACGGGAUAGGUAACAAACCCGGCUGCCUCAUCACUGUGUGAAGCCUCUGUUGACCUUGACAUAUCCUUUGGGUAUUUUGCUUUAACUCGUUCAAGCUUUGCUUAAAAAAAAAAAAAAAAUCCGUACAGCCUUCUCUCAGCUGAGCUAACAGCCCGGAGAGCUAAUGCUAGCUGGAUCCCGUUAAAGGGAAGAUUCACCUUUUAAUGAUUCAUUCACUGUUUUUACCACGAGACCGUGCAGCCCGGCUUUGGUGUGAGAUACUCUGUCCUCUAAGCUGCGCAGAGACACACACUAUGAUGUUCAAAACAACAUGGUAGUUACCUCCACUUCUAACUGGCAAGCAAGAACAUCUGGUCAGAUCUGAGAGAACCCUUACUUCAUUCAGAGUCAAUAUUUAGUCGUUUGGCAUCAUUUCUGCUUCCAAGCAUGGACCCAUAACUUCCUGAGCCACCAGGAUACACUCUUACACUUUGCCUUCAGUUGUUGUGUGACAUAUUGUCAAGGGGAGUUCCACUGUACUACUGCGUGUUGCUGUACAAGCUUGUGAAGCCUCGUCAAGAUGUUUUCAGCGCUCAAGAAGCUGGUCGGAUCAGAGCCAGGGCAGCUCAGGGACAAGAACAUCCCGGCUGGCCUGCAGUCCAUGAACCAAAGUUUGCAGAGACGCUUCGCCAAAGGGGUCCAGUACAACAUGAAAAUAGUCAUCCGUGGGGAUAGAAACACUGGAAAGAGUACUUUAUGGCAUCGACUGCAGGGCAAGAAGUUUGUGGAAGAGUACCUACCCACUCAGGAGAUCCAAGCCACAAGUAUCCAUUGGAAUUACAAAACUACUGAUGAUGUGGUCAAGGUAGAGGUGUGGGACGUGGUAGACAAAGGCCAAAAAUAUCCUCUUCCUGAAGGUGUAGGCAAAGGCAAAAAGCGUGGAGACAAUUUGAAACUGGAAAACGAGCCCCAAGAGUCGGACGAGGUGGCCCUGGACGCAGAGUUCCUGGAUGUGUACAAGAACUGUAAUGGAGUCAUCAUGAUGUUUGACAUUACCAAGCAGUGGACCUUUAACUACAUCCUGAGGGAACUGCCUAAAGUACCCACCCAUGUGCCGGUGUGUGUGUUGGGAAACCACAGGGACAUGGGCGAACAUCGCGUCAUCCUCCCCGAUGAUAUAAGAGACCUGAUUGCUGGACUCAACAGACCAAUGGGAGCAUCUUACAUUCACUACGCCGAGUCCUCAAUGAAGAAUGGCUUCGGCCUGAAGUAUCUCCACAGGUUUUUCAACAUCCCCUUCCUGCAGCUACAGAGAGAGACGCUGCUAAGGCAGCUGGAGACCAACCAGCUGGAUAUGGAUGCCACCCUGGAGGAACUCUGCGUCCAGCAGGAGACUGAAGAUCAGAACUAUGAGAUUUUCCUGGAGAACUUGGAGUCUCGCAGUAAAGGCUAUGGCUCUCCUGGCCCAGCAAACGGUCAGAGUCCCUCCUCGGGCUCCCAGUCCCCCAUCGUGCCUCCCAGUGGAGCCUCCACAGGCAGCUCCAGCCCCAGCACCCCUCAGCCCCCCAUCCCCUCUCAGGUGCUCCCACAGUCACCAUCUGUGUCUGCUUCCUCCCCUCCACCACCGCAGACGGUGGUUAGUGUGGCAGCUUCACCUACAGUUGAGUCAAAGCAAUCAGCCCAGUCACCCGAACACCUUCAGUCCUCGACUGCAUCUGGUGCCUCAGCCCCACAGAAACGUGGCUUCAUCUCCCGCUGGUUUGGUUCAUCUCCUGCGGCUGAGGCUGCUGCUUCUGCACCAGAGGGCCCACCUGCACCAGUGUGUCCCACUAAGGUUCAGAGUGUAGACGAUUUUGUGCCAGAUGAGAGGCUGGAUAAAAGCUUCCUGGAGGACAGCCUGCCCUCCAAGACCAAGGUGCCUCAGUCUGCACCAGCUCUGGCUGUGGACAGCGACAGUGAUGGUGAAGACAGAGGGAACCCCAUGGUGUCUGGUUUCCAGGAUGAGCUCGAUCCUGACGACACUGAGCCCAGCCUUCCCCAGCCUAAGACCCUGCCCCUCAGUAAAGACAUCACACUGACCAGUGAUGAAGAGGAGGGAGUACUAGCAGCCCCUAAAGUCACUCUGGACCAAGACCUGGACAGUGAACCUGAGCUGAAAGCGCCUGUGAUCCACAUCACAAAACCAAAGGUGGCAUCUAAAGCUCCAGAGUCUAGAGGCCAGACCACAGCCCCCAUCUCCCUCACUUUAACUCCAACAGCAGAGCAGCCAGCCCGACACCAAGGCAAGAAGAAGGGAAACUCCCCCAAAGCUGAGGACUCCGAUACAGACCCUGAAGCCCCUGUAGCCCAGCAGAUGCUCUCGUUUGUCAUGGACGACCCCGACUUCGAGUCAGAGGCUUCAGACACACCGAAAAUAGUGAAGGAUACAUUCCCACUCAGAGAUGAGCUUCUGUCCGACCUCUCAGAUGAUGACCUGCAGUUAGCCAAGGUGCCAGAACCACUGAAGCCUACUCUGAUCUCCUUCAAACACAAGGACGACACUGACCUGUUUGGCCUAGGCUUCCAAGAAGAGGCUCCUGCAGCCAAAGACAGCAGUGAGGAGCAGGAAGAAAAAGAAAGCAAACACUCCUCCAAAGAAAAGAAGAAAAAAAAGAAGAAAAGCAAAGAGGAAGAUGAAAAGAGCAAGAAGAAACACAAACACAAGAAGAAGGAAAAGGAGGAAGCUGCAGCAGUCGACGAGAAAAAGAAAAAGAAAUCGCGGACCAAGAAAACGGAGGUGGACGAGUUGGAGGACUUUCUGGGCGGAGGAGCGGGAUUGGUUAAAAGAGACGACGGCGAUUAUGAAGAGCUAUAAAAGCUCCAGUUUUAUCAGGCGAAGGAGCCGCAGAACAGCAGCAAGGCGUGCGGUCGUUCAACAAACCUCCCGGUUCCUUGACUUGUGCAUAAAGCAGCAUCUCCAAGCCAUACGCAAUACACAAGGCUACCAACGACACCCAGGUAGAACACCAGGGACUCUGGUACCGGUAUGUUCCUUCUGAUUGAUUUCCCCCAUCUGCACUACUGCUGUCACUUCCAUUCCGACAUAUAAGAAACUCUGACCCACGUGUACUAUAGUGAGUCAUGACAUUAAAAUUUGAUGAUUGGUGUAGCCACAGAUCGGCUCUUUCUACUUUGACCUGAUAGAAUAUGUUGGCUGAUUAUUUUAUUUGAUACACUGCGAGUAAUCCACUCCAAGUCAGCUGCUGUAAAUAGGGGUUACCAUUUUGUCUGAAUGUUUGUUUGGUUGGUGUAAUAAUUGAGAGCAUGUUAAAAAUGAUGACUGACUCCUGAGAGACUCCAUGUUCCGUCUUUUCUUUCUUUCCUACGUGUUUGCUUAAGUGGUUAAUGAGAUUUAGUCUUUUGUCUCAAAUGUGGCCCAUGAUAACAAAGGAAAUAACUACUAUGUCGAACUACGUCCAUACUAAGCCGGGAAAAUAUGAAAACAUUUUGCUUUGUUUCGGCCUCCACGGUCUCGAAAUCCUCAGGGUUGACCAGGAAAACUAUGAAGUAAACGUGGCUGUGUGGCAGCAAAGUGAGGAGGAAAAUGUUCCCCUCUGACUCUGUGAUCACACAUUUUGACGUCAGUGUAGCCGAUGACACAAUGCACGGGUCAUCAUUAACCUGACUGAGGACAGAACGCAGAUUGAACCAGCUGUUUCUUGUUUGUUUGCUGGCAGAAAGAGGAUAAAGAAGGUGAGAUACAUGCUGAGUUUAGAACACGAUAGACACGAGAACAUCCCCUGUAUAGUGGAAGACAGCUGAUUUUUGACUUUGAUUUAUGUCACCUCAGCACAAAUGUGUCUGCCGCACGCCCUUUUUCUGCUGACUGAAGGAAAAAUAGUCGACCCUCACUACAGUGACCAUGGACUGUUCCUAGUUCUGUCCUGUUACGUAAACAUUUGUUGUUGGUGCUGCCACCUUACUGUACAUAACCAAGCAACCUCCAUUGUUGUGAAAUGAAGCCAAAAACUGCAGUUCAUCAAAUGUCCACUUGAGGCUGGCUAAAGAACAAGUCAGUCUCCAUAAGUCCCCAUGUUAAAACUUCACAGCAGAAAUAAACAUGUUUAUGGCCUGGUACAAAAAAAAAAAAAAAACGGGGUGAAUUUUUAUACCUGUUCAAAUUAUGUUAAGACUUAAAGUUAUGCAGACUUUGACUGACAAGCGUGUGCCGUUAACAGACAGCUUGUUUGAGGACCCAGAUAUCAUUCAGCCUGCCUCUAAUCCACCAAUGAUCCACGUCUUUACCGAUUUUUAGAUUAGCCAGGAGGCGGCAGAAGCAGGACUGCCAAGAUGGGAGACGUCACUGAUACAAUUUUCAGGUUUUAUGCAGCCUAUGUAUAUAACUCAAACUUGUACGGUAGCCCGUCAUGUCUCUCAGCCAAGUCACAAGAAUGUUUGAUUCUGACGACCUAAUAUGACAACAUAUUGUGUAAUCUGAUCCCAGCAUUAGCUAUUUUCCUGUUGUUUUGGUGCAACACUAACAUUUGAAAAUAAAUUAGAAAAUUAGCCGGCUCAGUGUGGACAUAGUCUUGGUUUGAAAGCCUGAAACAACAGCCACUAGUCCAGUGUUGGCUUUUGUUAUCGUCAUUGGUAAUGAAUUCAUCUACCGGUCAAAAAAAACUGUUACAAACUGUCACCUUCCUGCCCUGUUAGCACAAUAAAAAGAUCAAUUUACUGGCCCACCUAUCUCUGCUCAGCUCUUCAUGUUCUCUGCAACUGCCUUAAAGGAGGUUACUACAAGGGAAUGAUGUGCCGUUGUCCUCAUGAACCAUUUUUAAGUGUUCUUACUGUAAAGUGUUAGGUAGCUUGGUUGGGUUCAGACUGUUGUCCUGGUCUUUUAUUGGUGUAACAGAAUCUAGCCAUACCAUCUCUAAUCUAUACCAUCCUUAAUAAGAGUGCAGUGAAUCAGUACGUUAGUUUGUCUUUUGUUUUUUGUUUGAUUCUCAUUGGACAGCGACACCCCCUCCUUUAUAAAGGAGUAUUACUGAAUUUUGUUAAUAUAUCUCCGGAACAUUUCCAAGAUUUUUCUCAAUGUUUUAUCCUUGUGUUGUUAUUUAUUGCUUCUGUUUUGUUUUUGGUGCAGAAUAUCAGGAUUUUGUUUGUGUGAUUUGUGCUGAAAUUGUCCCUCGAUGGUCAAAAACUCUACGCAGCUUUUUAAUGGGUUUCCUAAUUUUCUCUAGUGAAACAUCCUCCGACGGUUUACUUCCACUGCUUUUAAGGACGUGUACGUGGUGAUAAUAUGAACUGCUAAACUUUUCUUGUUAUUUUCUUUUGUCCAACGCCUCAAAUUGCCUGCUCGUGGUAGACAGAGAUGACAAACAGUAUCUUCCAUAAAUCGCAUCACCAAAACGUUUUAAAUAAGUGAAGCUGUCUUGCAUUGAAGAGAAAUGUGUAUUUUUAGAGAUGUUUUGACAACUGGCAGAUUUCAUACAGUUUCCAUCUCCCAUACACACACACACACACACAGCUGUACUGUUGGUUUACAAAGAAAUUAUGUUUAAUAUUCCAAAGUUGAAACUAUGCAGCAUUGAUCCUGAAUACUGUAUGCUCUUUUUUGUCUUUGUCAUGUGAUUGAGGAUAAAUGCUGAAAGCACAGUUUCAAGCAAAGCAUGAAACUUAAAUGUACAGCAAGAAAAGAAUGUAUAAAGUAUAUAAAUGAAUCUAUAUAUGUGAAGUGCUUUGUUCCAAAAAUGACACCAUGUGGAAACAUAAUGUUGCUGAAGUUGACGGGAAAGAUCCAAAUUGUUGAACUCUGCUGUCUCAAUGAAGAGAAUGGGCGUGCAGACAUAGAAGCGCUCUUUCAGAUGGUUGCACAGCAUUUUGGAAUGAAACACUUCAUUUAUUUUUCACCCCAUGACAUGUUCCAUCUUUACACUAUGUGAGUUUGCCUAUGUUUGGUUUGUCCAAUAAAUGCAAACUUAUUUCUUCAUAA